This is a messenger RNA of Elaeis guineensis (African oil palm), 2374 nucleotides long. Its product is annotated as putative transcription factor bHLH056. Gene Ontology annotation, biological process: regulation of DNA-templated transcription. The record is from RefSeq and is a predicted model, not a curated record. Gene Ontology annotation, molecular function: protein dimerization activity; DNA-binding transcription factor activity. NCBI's taxonomy places the organism in Eukaryota, Viridiplantae, Streptophyta, Magnoliopsida, Arecales, Arecaceae.
AUGGAGCCUUGCUGGCAAGUCUCUGGACUGAGAAACGGGCCCGGUGUUCUGCUCCCUCGAAGCGACGGAUUGGGGCUGUACCUUUCGUGCGAAUCUACCGUUGGAUUGAACCGUGAGACCUGUGAGGGGGGCGAUCGAACGGUCGACACCUCAAAAUAGAGACAAAUCAUUCUUUGGCGCGAACCAUACGACCCGAACCCUGACUCGAGUCGGUUCAAAGGGGGAAGUAGCUGCAAUAACAGCAACAAUAAUACAGCGGGACUCCAUGUUCCUUCCCAACGAAAAAACAAAGGGUAACCAGAUCUCCUCUCUCAUUCUCUACAUCGUUAUUCUAUCUAUAUAUAUCUUUUAUCAUCCCCGUCGAUCCUACCUCUGAAUCUUUUCUCCUACUGCUCUCGUGGUUGUGUGGAUAUAUCCUUCCAUCGCCAUUCCCUCCCACCCGCUUUCUUCCUGGAGGAGAUGUUCUGUGUUCCUGACUUGGACCUUCCCCUCCGCCACACAAGCCCCGCUUUGCUUGAGAAUGAAUUGCCGGGGCUGAUCUCGAAUAAAGGGCCGGUGACCCACGGUGACCCGGUCCCGGAGACGUCGCUACCGGAUCAGCCCACCGCCGAAGCCGGGGAGAUGGGAUCGUCCGCCGUAGCGGAAGCGGUGAGGCAGCUGUUCAUGGAGGAGGACGAUAUUGCCUCUUGGAUCCACUACCAGAUCGGGGAGGACGGCGGCGGCGAUAUGUACAGAGAGCUGCUGGCGGCGGCCACCGGCGAGACCACGGCCGAUCUUGGAGACGCGAAGAAGCGCAUGGUGGAGGGUUUCACGGUGGCGGAAUCGAGCGAGAUGCCGGCCGUGGAGGGGCAGGCAGCGGUGUUGAUGGGGUUGAGGAGAGGUCCUGUGAGGUCGCACGCAGGGGACGGCAGGAAGCGGAAGGCGAGGGAGGGUGACAACUCCGGGUGCCAGAACGAGGAUGAUGAGUUUGAAUCUGGUGACAAAAGGAAAGACACACACAGAUCUGCACCCGUAAGAAGGUCACGUGCUGCAGAGGUCCACAAUCUUGCUGAGCGGAGGCGUCGUGAUAGGAUCAAUGAGAAGAUGAAGACCUUGCAAGAACUAAUUCCCAGAUGCAACAAGUCGGACAAAGCUUCAACUCUGGACGAGGCCAUUGAAUACUUGAAAUCACUUCAGUUACAAGUCCAGAUGAUGUCCGCGGGAUGCAGCAUGGGGCCAGUGAUGUUUCCGGGUGUCCAGACGUACCCGCCACCCAUGGGGAUUGGAAUGGGGAUUGGCGUGGGUGUUGGUGCGGGCGUAGGCACGGGGGCGAAAAUGGGUGCGGUGAUGGGUGCUGGGGACUCGGGCCGCCCGCUGCUUCAAUACGGAUCCUUCUUGCCAUGUCCUCAUAUGGCUGCACCUGUUCCAGCUCAGUUUAGCCCAAGGCUCUUUGUGCCGUCUUUUCUUUCACCGACUAUGGCAACAGCUGACCAAAUGGGAGUUGAAGCACCUGGUCAGCGAGUUCCGACCUCAUCAAACUCGGUCGGGAUGCAAGGCGCAAAAAUGGUUCAAAUUCCACGAAUUGGUGAUCCGUAUGGCCCUUUUGUCGGCCUUCAUCAUCUCCAGGGAUCAUCUCAGAGUUGCGUGGUGGAUCAACCAGGAACCAGCAAGACGAGAACUGAUGAUGCUGAAAAUAACAUUCUCGGCUGAAAUGUUGCCAUUUUUUAGUUAUCACCUGCUGCAUCAACUACCUCCGAAAAUGGACCAUGUUGGAGUAUGCAACGAAGUAAAGUUGCGCAUACCUGCCUUCUAGAUUUUGCAGAACAUGUGAGUAUAGCACCACCCAUCACGAGACACUGCUAACUUUUAGGAUACCAUAGGUGUAGCUCCUGAUCAGUAUAAUAGAUGUCCGUUCUCAUGUCCUGUACUUGCUAUAUAACAUAAAACAUGAGAGGUGUAAUUGUAUAUUGCUUAUGCUACGUAAUAUAAAGCGUGUGCUGGUUAGCCUCUAAUCAAAUUUAUGUAGCUUUGCCAUGCGAACCUCAUUAACUUUUUGAUGUCAUCUGCUAGUCCAGAACAUAAAUUCGAGGUAUGUCUUACGAGAUAAGUACAUGAAAACUACAUGAUGACAAGAUCCACCACUUUCUGCAUUUUAGGAUGCAAACUCUAUUUAUAUCAAAACAAUAUGAUUAUAUGCACCAUUGCUGUGGUUGAGUGCAGCUAUCAAACAAUCUACCGCUUUUCAUAUUUUAUAUAAAAUAUAAAGUAAAUUGUAAAAAUUUUCUUAAGAUUAGAUCGAAAUUACAGUUAAAUCCAAUAACUUGGAAAACCUACACUUAUGUCUCUAAUGUUUACUUUAAUACUACAAUUUAAUCGACCGUUAAGCAGCCCGCUG